This is a messenger RNA of Alternaria arborescens, 1623 nucleotides long. RefSeq lists its product as hypothetical. The transcript is spliced from 3 exons. Gene Ontology annotation, molecular function: transmembrane transporter activity. Gene Ontology annotation, biological process: transmembrane transport. The coding region runs from base 1 to 1623 and encodes 540 amino acids. Lineage: Eukaryota; Fungi; Ascomycota; Dothideomycetes; Pleosporales; Pleosporaceae. Gene Ontology annotation, cellular component: membrane. The record is from RefSeq and is a predicted model, not a curated record.
AUGUCGCAAACAGCAACGUCAAUUGAACUUGUGGACUACCAUGAGACAACAAUCCCAGCCCUCGCAGCCAAACCACUUGGUGUUGCAAAGACUAAUGACACACCGUCUAUCGCUGAUGAUCUUCGACCUAUCCAUGAAUCUCCUGAAACCUUCGCUGCCGAACAGAGGGAUGGUCCAGGCAAAGGAACAACAGCCAUCGUAUUGGUAACGGUCGUGUGCGUUACACUGGUCAGCUCCAUGCUUUCUGGUGUUAUGACUGUUACUCUACCCACAGUUGCACGUGAACUGGAGCUGGCACCCAGUGUGCUCUUAUGGCCUAUCUCUAUCUACGCCUUGACAUGUGGCUGUACUCUUCUCCUUCUCGGAUCAGUUGCCGAUGUCGUCGGUUCACGGCCCAUGUACCUGACAGGCUGUCUCUUACAGUCUGCGUUUACACUGGCAUGUGGAUUAGCACAAACAGGGACACAGCUCAUUGUCUUUCGCGCCUUCGCAGGCAUCGCGAUUUCCUUCUGCCUUCCCUCAGCAGUUAGUAUCAUCACCAGUACUUUUCCUGAAGGCAAGAGCAGAAACAUUGCAUUUGCGUCCAUGGGCGGUGGUCAGCCCAUAGGCUUUUCUUUUGGGCUUGUACUUGGAGGUAUCUUCGCUGAUACUAUCGGAUGGCGAUGGGGUUUCCACAUCAGUGCCAUCGCCAACACCAUUGUCUUCGUCCUUGGCUUGUUUGGUCUGCCAAAAGUCGACAACAAGCUGCCGCAUGUCUGGUCUCGCCUGAAGAGCGACAUAGACUGGGUAGGCAUCCUGUUCGGAAGUGCGUCAUUGGCGCUGCUCUCAUAUUGCUUUGCUCUAAUCUCCGAAGAGACUGCAAAGAUUCAGGAGCCUACCACGCUUGGUCUGCUGAUCACUGCAAUCGCUCUCAUUCCUGCUUUCAUCUUCUGGGUCGGCCGCCAGGAGCGACUGGGCCGGCCCGCCAUCAUCCCCAAUUCGCUUUGGCGCAACCGAAUCUUCAGCAUCAUCUGUAUCGGUGUUUUCAUCACGUGGGGGACUUUCAAUGCUGUGGAAUCAUACCACACUCUCUUCUUCCAGAACGUUCAAAAGCUAUCCGCAAUCCAGACGUCGAUUCGGUUCCUGCCCGGACCUGUAGCUGGAGCUCUCGCCAAUGUCGCAAUGGGCCUGAUUGCGCACCGGGUGCGCGCUGACUGGGCGGUAGCCGUGGGGCUGUUCUGCACCACUCUUGGCGGACUGCUUAUGUGCAUCAUACAGCCGGAGUGGUCUUACUGGAGCUGUGCCUUCCUUUCUGUCUUCUUCAAUCCCAUUGGCGCGGACGCCCUAUUCACGGUUUCUAAUCUGGUCAUUACAUCAGUGUUUCCGGCCCGGACGCAGGGCCUCGCGGGCGGAGUCUUUAACACAGUAGCGCAGAUUGGGAAAAGCGUAGGCCUAGCGACCAGUGCUGUUAUUGCGUCUAGUGUUACCGAGCAUUCGGUCUACGUUGAGAAAGAGAGCCCUGCAGCGCUCAUGGAGGGGUUCCGGGCGGCGUUCUGGUAUCUGUUCGCAUUAAGCUGUGCCACGGGGCUGCUGUUGGGAUGGGGGCUGAGGGGAAUUGGGCGGGUGGGGAUGAAGAGGGAAUAA